This is a messenger RNA of Saccharomycopsis crataegensis, 2259 nucleotides long. It is a transcript of the gene SCH9, whose product is annotated as serine/threonine protein kinase SCH9. NCBI's taxonomy places the organism in Eukaryota, Fungi, Ascomycota, Saccharomycetes, Ascoideales, Saccharomycopsidaceae. Gene Ontology annotation, biological process: protein phosphorylation. The record is from RefSeq and is a predicted model, not a curated record. Gene Ontology annotation, molecular function: ATP binding; protein serine/threonine kinase activity. The transcript has a single exon. The coding region runs from base 1 to 2259 and encodes 752 amino acids. Gene Ontology annotation, cellular component: cytoplasm; nucleus.
AUGGCACUUUCCAGUUUCUUUUCCUUCAACAAAAACUCACAAGAAGCAAACAGUGGCGAAGGCUCCAAUGAGGAAAACAAGCAACCUAUUGGAUCUCAGCCUUCUGUCGGUGAUAUGAACCAGUCAAUCUCCUCUCUAAACUCACGAUCAGGGUUCAAUUCAAAAUUCCCGGUAUCAGUGAUAUCACCGCCCUCAACCACCGCCAUCACCACUUCUAAUGCUUACGGUCAAACAUCAAUCAAUGGCACUUUCUCCACCCCUGCUGCCUCGAAUUUCGAUACUACAAUGACUUCGCCAACCACGAUGAUGACCAGCAAUAACAACUUUGGUAAUAACGUGAACCCAGAUUUUUACCUCUCCUCGCAAUUACAUCAUGCUCAGCAAAACUACCAACAACAGAACCAAGAUAUGUUCUAUGGUGACCAACACAAUAACCAACAACAGUUUGGAUUUGCUCAAAAAACCCAGGCUGUGGCUCAACCAGCUCCGAUUGUUCCAACAACCGCUAUCAAGGUUGACACCGAAGAGCCAGAUAUCCCUAGAGGGGUGCUUAAAGUCACAAUUAUUAGAGCCCAAGGCUUGAAUGUCACUCCUACAUCCAAACCAUACGUUGUAUGUACUUAUGAAGCGGCAGAGGCAAUCACUACUGCCCCAAAAGAAAAUGAGAAAUCCAACAACCUUAUGGUUGACAAUUCUCAAUCUAAUUUCUUUGGUACCCAACCCCAGGCAAUUAGAAGAAACAUCCAACGCCCAGUUUAUACUAGACAGUCCUCAAAUCAGUUUAUGCACACUUCAUCUACGACCAUUGAUGCAUCUAAUCCAAAGUGGCAACACCAAGCCUCUUUUGAUGUUAUUGGCGCCAGCUCAGAGUUGGAAAUUUGUGUUUAUGAUGGUGCGAUCGAUGCAUUUUUGGGAAAGGUAAUAUUGAGACCUGACACUUUGUCAAACAGAUCACAUUCUGGUUGGUAUAAUUUGGCCUCUAAUAAUGAAUAUGACCAAGCAAGAGGUAAAAUUCAAAUUGAGUACAACUUCAACCCAGUUAAAAAGAGACAUUACGGUCCAGAUGAUUUUGACAUCAUUAAAAUGUUGGGUAAAGGUACUUUUGGUGAAGUCUUCCAAGUUCGUAAGAAGGACAACAAAAGAAUUUACGCCAUGAAAGUCUUGGAUAAAAAAUAUAUUGCUAGAAAAAAGGAGAUUGCCCAUACUUUUGGUGAGCGUAACAUUUUAAUUGCCGCCAAGAGUCCAUUUAUUGUACCAUUGAAAUUCACUUUCCAAACCCCAAGAGAUUUAUAUUUCAUCUUUGAUUACAUGGCAGGUGGGGAAUUGUUUUUCCAUUUGCAAAAUGAGCGCAAGUUCGGCGAAGAGCGUACCAAGUUUUAUAUUGCUGAAUUGGUUUGUGCUUUGGAACACUUGCAUGACCAAGGGGUUAUUUAUAGAGAUUUGAAGCCAGAAAAUAUCUUGUUAGAUGCUAAUGGACACAUCGCAUUGUGUGACUUUGGUUUGUCAAAAUUGAACUUGACAAGUGAGGAUACUGCUAAAACUUUUUGCGGUACCACAGAAUACUUGGCACCGGAAGUGUUAUUGGAUGAAAAUGGAUACAAUAAAAUGGUUGAUUUCUGGUCAUUGGGUGUCUUGAUCUUUGAAAUGUGUUGUGGCUGGUCACCAUUUUAUGCCGAUUCUGUUCAGCAGAUGUACAAGAAUAUUGCUUAUGGUAAAGUGAGGUUCCCAAAAGAAGCAUUAUCGCAAGCCGGUAGAUCUUUUGUUAAAGGGUUGUUAAACAGAAACCCUAACCAUAGAUUGGGAUCAAAGGGGGAUGCUAAAGAGUUGAAAGCCCAUAGUUUCUUCGCCGAUAUUGAUUGGGACUUAUUGGUUCAAAAGAAGAUUGCUCCACCAUUCAGACCCCAUGUCAGUAGCGAGUUAGAUACCUCUAACUUUGAUCCUGAAUUUACUCAAAACGCAGGAUCAGCUCUCGGUAAUAAACAAAGAGUGGUCUCCACUCCUUUGAGUUCCAGUCUUCAAGCUAAUUUUAACGGUUUUACUUAUGUUGAUCCAAGUAUGAUGGACACCGAAAAUAACUAUGUUGGAACUUACAAGAAGAGUGUGUACAAAGGCCCAGGGUCUUUAAUUCCAGGGAAUCCAAACCUACCUCCAGAUGAGAAUGUCAUUGAAGAUGAUGAAGAGUUUAAUGAUAUAAUGGAUGUGGAUGAACCAAAUAUUAGAUCUCCGGAUGUUGACGAUUAUGAUGUGGAAUUGGUAUGA